Messenger RNA from Mauremys reevesii (Reeves's turtle), 2132 nucleotides. RefSeq names its product tRNA-histidine guanylyltransferase 1 like (gene THG1L). NCBI's taxonomy places the organism in Eukaryota, Metazoa, Chordata, Testudines, Geoemydidae. The transcript is spliced from 6 exons. Bases 510 to 1406 code for a protein of 298 amino acids. Gene Ontology annotation, molecular function: tRNA guanylyltransferase activity; magnesium ion binding. Gene Ontology annotation, biological process: tRNA modification. The record is from RefSeq and is a predicted model, not a curated record.
CGGCGGGGGCGCCACGUGCCUCCCGCGGGCCCGGCCGCCCGGCGGUUGCCAUGGAGACGCGCAACAAUGGCGUUCCCACGGCGACCCCGGGAGGAACGCCUGGCAGCCCGGCGCGAGGCAGGGGCCGCGGCGCGCCCUGGCCCUGCGUGGCAUUUUAAUCCACGAGCGUCUCCCCGGAGCGUUCGGCCCCCGCCGGCUCUGAAAUACACGCGGGACCAGGACACGCGCCUGUGGCCUGUGCUGCGGUUGUGCUAACUUGUCCCAGCCUAUUGGAGUCAGGGCGGCAUCUGGUCCGAUGGCUCUGCUCCUGGGGCGGCUAAUCCAUCCCCUCCCCCCCCGCGCGCGCGGAGCCCUGUGCCGGGGCCAGCACCCGAAGCGCCCCCUCUUCUCUAGCGGGCAGCGGUCCUCCAACGAAGCAUCACACCAUAGAGGUGGCCUAUCCAGUGGCUAGAAGGGGUCGCUUCCGCUGUGUGUGUCUGUGGGGGGCGGGGCUGUUUCCGGUUCAGCGCAUGCGGCUGCGGGAAGCCGCCCGGGCUGUUGCUGCUGCCGCGCUUGGGCCUGGGACGGGGGCGAGGCUGAGCGGCGGCAGCCGGGCCCCCAUGGCGAAGAGCAAGUUCGAGUACGUGCGGGACUUCGAGGCGGACGACACGUGCCUGCCCAACUGCUGGGUGGUCACCCGGCUGGACGGCCGCAACUUCCACCGCUUUGCUGAGCAACAUGGCUUCAGUAAGCCUAACGAUGACCGUGCCCUCCAUCUGAUGACUAAGUGUGCCCAGACUGUGAUGCAAGAGCUGGAGGAUAUUGUCAUGGCUUAUGGACAGAGUGAUGAAUACAGCUUUGUUUUUAAAAAGAAAAGUAACUGGUUUAAAAGAAGAGCAAGUAAGUUCAUGACUCACGUCGUCUCCCAGUUUGCCUCCAGUUAUGUUUUCUACUGGAAGGAUUAUUUUAAGGACCAGCCACUCCUGUAUCCACCAGGAUUUGAUGGACGAGUUGUCUUGUAUCCCAGUAACCAGAAUUUAAAGGACUAUCUCAGAUGGAGACAAGCAGAUUGCCACAUUAAUAACCUCUAUAAUACAGUGUUUUGGAUGCUUGUGCAGCGAAGUGGCUUGACACCAGUCCAAGCACAAGACAGAUUACAGGGAACUUUGGCUGGAGACAAGAAUGAGAUUUUAUUUUCUGAAUUCAACAUUAACUACAACAAUGAGCCCUUGAUGUAUAGGAAAGGAACUGUACUAAUAUGGCAGAAGGUUAACGAAGUCACUACAAAAAGAAUAAAACUGCCAAAGGAAACUGAAGAGAAGGAAGUUGAAGUGACACGGACCAGGACUAAAGCUGUCCCACUGCACUGUGACAUCAUUGGGGACCAGUUCUGGGAGGAGUAUCCAGAAAUCCUAGCUGAUAGCUGACCUUCCUAGUUUGAGUUCUUGUGCAAAUAACAGGAAACAACUUAUCUGCAUGAGCUUCUGGGAAGUGAGGACUGUGGGGUGAGGCUCAGAUAAUUUAACUUUGUAAUUCAUCAUCCACAUUUUGAGCAAUACUGUCUUAGAAACAUUGUCCUUGCCUCUCAUGCAGAAGCUAAAAUCAUGUUACUUUCAAAGGACAAGAGCUUUUAUAUAAAAUUACAAAAUUAACCCUUGUAAAUGCAUAUUUGCAUUGAUUUAUAACAAUAUCACCAUGCAUUUAUGUAGCAUCUUUCACAUUAAAGUCACAGGGUACUUUAUAGAGUUACUCACCUAAAGCGAUCCACUGUUUGGAACAGUUAAAAGUAGCAGAAAGAUUAUUUCUGUAGCUUUGUUUUAAACUCUGAAACAGACUAAAGACUUGGAAUAGUGCCUUGAAUCAAGUUCCAUAACCAGGGAGCUUAGUUACAAAAAUUCUCUAGCAGUCGACAUCUCAGGCCCAUAUCAAGGAUACACAAAGUAGCCCAGCAAUUUACUGUAACUAAUUUUAAAGGGUUUUUCUCAUGUGUAAAUUACUUUUGUAUUUUUUAAAGAUGCAGAAAUGUAAUUCUCCCCCUUCCACUCCCAUGUUUAUUCUUCAGACUCUAUCGUCCCUGUGGCUUUGCUAGUUAUUAGUGAAGGUCUCAAAUGGCCAAGUGUUGUAAUAAAGUUAUCAUACAGACUUCUAUCACA